AUGGGUUCUUUUUCUAGACGGGACAUUGAUAGACUGAUUGGUAGAAGCUGGGAUUUUUAUUAUCAGCCUUCAGUGGGCAGAGCUGGAGGCAUUCUUGUUAUGUGGAAGGACUCGAUUGGUUCAUUCAAGACGAUUUUCCAAUCUGAUCAAUGUGUUAUGGGGACUCUUACUAUGUCGAACACGGUUGUGUGGGAGAUUGCUAUGGUUUAUGCGGACAAUGAUAGGUAUGUCCGGAGACAGCUAUGGGAGGACAUCUCUAAUCACCAUAAUGCGGAGGUUCCGAUUGUGGUGGGGGGGGGGAUUUUAAUUGCAUCCUGGCUGCUGGGGGGAAGAAGGGGGGUGGGGAGAAGAAGGGCGGUAGGCUACUAUUCCCAAGCGGCCUGUGAUAUGGGCGACUUCAUGGCUGCAAAUGAUCUGGUGGAUCCGGGUUUCUCUGGCCCGGCCUAUACUUGGUCUAACAACAAGGAUGCGAGGAGCCGGAUUUUUUGCCGGCUGGAUAGGUUCCUGGUCAGCUCGGCGUUGCUGGACAAAUUUCAGGGGCUGAAAGUAACUCAUUUAACUCGGAUUGCAUCGGAUCAUUGCCCCAUUCUCUGCUCUGUGAUGGAGGAUGGCAAAAGGAAUUAUACGCAUUGGAUUAAGUUCGAAGAUGUGUGGGCCACAUUUUUGAAAGCUUGGCAAAUUGUGUCGGAGAAAUGGAAGGUGCAUGACAUGGGAUCGGAGGCGAUCAAGCUACAGAAGAAAUGCAAGCGAUCCCUAAGGGCUCUUUUCUUUUGGAGCAGGAACAAAAUCAGGAUGUUAGAACAGUUGAGGGAUGACCUUGAUAGGGAGAUUGGUAUCCUCCAGAUGAUUGAAUGCUCCCCAACCGGGCUUUCUGAGACCCAAGCCGAAACCUUGAGAUACAAGGUGCAACUUUUGAAGGCGACGCUGGCUAGAAUUUUGAUGUGGUGGGGGCAACGCGCGAAGGUGCGGUGGGUAGAGGAGGGGGAUGGGAACACACGGUUUUUUCACUCCAUGGCGUCUGCAAGGCGGUGA
Dendrobium catenatum is the source of this 1032-nucleotide messenger RNA. RefSeq lists its product as uncharacterized. The record is from RefSeq and is a predicted model, not a curated record. The coding region runs from base 1 to 1032 and encodes 343 amino acids. The transcript has a single exon. Lineage: Eukaryota; Viridiplantae; Streptophyta; Magnoliopsida; Asparagales; Orchidaceae.